Molecule: messenger RNA, 86 nt
Organism: Plasmodium reichenowi
Lineage: Eukaryota; Apicomplexa; Aconoidasida; Haemosporida; Plasmodiidae
Product: plasmepsin VI
Exons: 1
Source: RefSeq, a predicted model, not a curated record
GUAAUUCUUUUAUAAGAAAAUAUUACACCAUUUUUGAUAAUGAUCAUAAACUCAUAGGUCUAAUUGAAGCUAAUCAUAACUUUUAA